CGCGGCUGGCGCUGCGCUCCGCCCCGGCUGCAUUGCUGCGCUCCGGGUGCCCAGGGGAGCCACGCGCCGCGUGCGCCCCGCAGCCGGCCGCCCGGAGGCAGCGCCGUCCUCUGGCAUGGGCCCCGGGGGCGCCCCGAGGUGGGGCUCUCGGCUGAGGCGCUGACAGCCUCUCUCCCGCCCGCGGGGCCCCGAGUCCAGCCCGCUCGUCCGCCCGCGGCCAUGGCCGUCCGGCCCGGCCUGUGGCCAGCGCUCCUGGGCAUAGUCCUCGCCGCCUGGCUUCGUGGUUCGGGUGCCCAGCAGAGUGCCACAGUGGCCAAUCCAGUGCCUGGUGCCAACCCAGACCUGCUGCCCCACUUCCUGGUAGAGCCUGAAGAUGUGUACAUUGUCAAGAACAAGCCCGUGCUACUGGUGUGCAAGGCUGUGCCUGCCACCCAGAUCUUCUUCAAGUGCAAUGGCGAAUGGGUCCGCCAGGUUGAUCACGUCAUCGAACGAAGCACUGACGGCAGCAGCGGAUUGCCAACCAUGGAGGUCCGGAUCAACGUAUCCAGGCAGCAGGUAGAGAAGGUGUUUGGGCUGGAGGAAUACUGGUGCCAGUGUGUGGCGUGGAGCUCCUCGGGUACCACCAAAAGUCAGAAGGCCUACAUCCGGAUUGCCUAUCUACGAAAGAACUUUGAGCAGGAGCCACUGGCCAAGGAAGUGUCACUGGAGCAAGGCAUUGUGCUACCCUGUCGCCCCCCAGAAGGAAUCCCCCCAGCUGAGGUGGAGUGGCUCCGAAAUGAGGACCUCGUAGACCCCUCCCUAGACCCCAACGUGUACAUCACACGGGAACACAGCCUAGUAGUGCGGCAGGCCCGCCUGGCCGACACUGCCAACUACACCUGCGUGGCCAAGAACAUCGUGGCCCGUCGCCGAAGCGCCUCUGCGGCCGUCAUUGUUUAUGUGGAUGGGAGCUGGAGUUCAUGGAGUAAGUGGUCAGCCUGUGGGCUUGACUGCACCCACUGGCGGAGCCGUGAGUGCUCCGACCCAGCGCCCCGCAAUGGAGGUGAGGACUGCCGGGGUGCUGACCUGGACACCCGCAACUGUACCAGUGACCUCUGUCUGCACACUGCUUCUGGCCCUGAGGACGUGGCCCUCUACAUCGGCCUUGUCGCCGUGGCCGUGUGCCUCAUCUUGCUGCUGCUGGUCCUCGUCCUCAUUUACUGCCGCAAAAAGGAAGGAUUGGACUCAGAUGUGGCCGACUCAUCCAUCCUCACCUCAGGCUUCCAGCCUGUCAGCAUCAAGCCCAGCAAAGCAGACAACCCCCAUCUGCUCACCAUCCAGCCAGACCUCAGCACCACCACUACCACCUACCAGGGCAGCCUGUGUCCCCGGCAGGAUGGACCCAGCCCCAAGUUCCAGCUCUCUAAUGGUCACCUGCUCAGCCCGCUGGGCAGUGGCCGCCAUACGCUACACCACAGCUCACCCACCUCUGAGGCUGAGGAUUUCGUCUCCCGCCUCUCCACCCAAAACUACUUUCGUUCCCUGCCCCGUGGUACCAGCAACAUGGCCUAUGGGACCUUCAACUUCCUCGGGGGCCGGCUGAUGAUCCCUAACACAGGAGUCAGCCUCCUCAUCCCCCCGGACGCCAUCCCCCGAGGAAAGAUCUACGAGAUCUACCUCACGCUGCACAAACCAGAAGACGUGAGGUUGCCCCUAGCUGGCUGUCAGACCCUGCUGAGUCCUAUCGUUAGCUGUGGGCCCCCAGGAGUCCUGCUCACCCGACCGGUCAUCCUGGCCAUGGAUCACUGCGGAGAGCCCAGUCCCGACAGCUGGAGCCUGCGCCUCAAAAAGCAGUCCUGCGAGGGCAGUUGGGAGGACGUGCUGCACCUUGGUGAGGAGUCACCCUCGCACCUCUACUACUGCCAGCUGGAGGCCGGGGCCUGCUACGUCUUCACCGAGCAGCUUGGCCGCUUUGCCCUGGUGGGAGAGGCCCUCAGCGUGGCUGCCACCAAGCGCCUCAGGCUUCUUCUGUUUGCUCCUGUGGCCUGCACAUCCCUCGAGUACAAUAUCCGAGUGUACUGCCUGCACGACACCCACGAUGCUCUCAAGGAGGUGGUGCAGCUGGAGAAGCAGCUGGGCGGACAGCUGAUCCAGGAGCCUCGUGUCCUGCACUUCAAAGACAGUUACCACAACCUACGUCUAUCCAUUCACGACGUGCCCAGCUCCCUGUGGAAGAGCAAACUCCUUGUCAGCUACCAGGAGAUCCCUUUUUACCACAUCUGGAAUGGCACUCAGCAGUAUCUGCACUGUACCUUCACCCUGGAGCGUGUCAGCGCCAGCACCAGUGACCUGGCCUGCAAGGUGUGGGUGUGGCAGGUGGAGGGAGAUGGGCAGAGCUUCAGCAUCAACUUUAACAUCACCAAGGACACGAGAUUUGCUGAACUGCUGGCCCUGGAGAGUGAAGGGGGGGUCCCAGCCCUGGUGGGCCCCAGUGCCUUCAAGAUCCCCUUCCUCAUUCGGCAAAAGAUCAUUACCAGCCUGGACCCACCCUGCAGCCGGGGCGCCGACUGGAGAACUCUAGCCCAGAAACUUCACCUGGACAGCCAUCUUAGCUUCUUCGCCUCCAAGGCCAGCCCUACAGCCAUGAUCCUCAACCUAUGGGAGGCGCGGCACUUCCCCAACGGCAACCUCGGCCAGCUGGCCGCGGCCGUGGCCGGACUGGGCCAGCCGGAUGCUGGCCUCUUCACGGUGUCAGAGGCCGAGUGCUGAGACCAGCCAGGCCAGUAAUGCCUACACUCUCACCAGCUUUGGCACCUGCCAGGGACAGGCAAAAAGCCAGACAGGGGCCCUUCCCCCACACCGGGGGAGAGCUGCUUGGACAGGCCCCCUCCUGGCUGAAGUUGUCCCUUGAUGCUGGUCCUUCAGACCCUGCUCAAACUCCAUCCCUCCAUGGCCUGCCUGGCCAGGUUGGUAUAGCCACCUGUUUUCACUCUGCCCUGGUCCCAGGGCCCAGAGUGGACAGUGCCUGGAGCCUGGGCUGAGCCCAGCCCGUCUGUGUGCGUGUGUAUAUGUGUGUGAUGCUACCUCUCGUCCUGUCCCUUGCCAGGGGCCCCGCAUACACACGGCAUGCGCACACAUGCUGGGCUUGGGACACGGCCCCCAGAGCUCCUGCCUGAGGUGGGCCUUAUGCAAACAUUCCUGUGCCUGCUGGGUAGGGGUAGAGUUGAGGGGCCUGGCUUCAAGCCUGGGGGACUAAGGGUCCCAGCUGGACAGGGGCUGGCCCUUGGAUUCAGGCACACGAUCACCACACAGGCGUGUGUUCAUGCAUGCCUCGUGUGCUCAUCUCACACACGCCCCUCUCCCAGGUCACGCAGGACCCUCCCCCACUACACACAUCUCAUGCUGUGCACCUGGAGGCUGCUCACGUCUCUCACACCCGGUGUCGGUACACAUCUGCCUCUCACAUGCUGCCCUUCUCCCACCCACCCAGGGACACCCAACGGCUCCUCCCUGAUCCUUUCCCUGUACCCCGGCCUCGAGGUGCCCUGCCCAGCGGGGCGUGUGAAUAUGCAAUGGGAGUCCCGGGCUGUACAAUGGCAAGUGUGUGUGCCGUGGCACGCCCAUUCCUGGGGCUGGCCAAUGCCCCCGUGUGGGCCCUGUUGUGUGAAGCUUGUGUCCUGACUCUGUCUUAAGUGCAUUCCUGCACUUACACUUGGCCUUAUGUACACAGCCUUGCCCGGCUGCCGGGGCACGUAGGGAUUUUAGCGGACGUGAAUGUAAAUAAAUUAUAUAUAUAUAUUGCUAA
Messenger RNA from Grammomys surdaster, 3784 nucleotides. It is a transcript of the gene Unc5a, whose product is annotated as unc-5 netrin receptor A. Gene Ontology annotation, cellular component: membrane. The record is from RefSeq and is a predicted model, not a curated record. Bases 220 to 2748 code for a protein of 842 amino acids. NCBI's taxonomy places the organism in Eukaryota, Metazoa, Chordata, Mammalia, Rodentia, Muridae. Gene Ontology annotation, biological process: netrin-activated signaling pathway; anterior/posterior axon guidance. Gene Ontology annotation, molecular function: netrin receptor activity; protein binding. The transcript is spliced from 15 exons.